AUUUAUUUUUGUUGAUAAACUGAGAUAGGCUCAUUUGAACCAUAGACAAUGUGUUAAUUACGUGAACGAUUGGACAGCUGAGGAAGCGCAGGGGAGCGAGCUUCCUUGGGAGUGGUAAUGCGCCGAACCAAUCUACUGCGUUCUUGCGAUCAUUGACUUCGGCCAUUGGUCUAUCUUUUGUCAACCAAUCAUCGAAAAACCAGUGAGGACCCAAUUGUGAUCCAUGAUGGAACACGCUCAGAUUCAGAGCUCGGAUGGAGCCCAGGUGAUGACGUUGAAUGGGCAGCAGCUCCAAGUUUUACAGAUGAACAAUGCUCCACAUAUGAUACAGGGCCCCAAUGGUCAACAAAUUGUGGUACAUGCUGUGCCAUCCAGUGCGCCGGCCAUACAGGUUGCUACACCAAGUGGUCAGCAGAUACAACAGUUACAAGUUGUUCCUAUAUCUAGCAUUCAAGCAGGAGGCAACAUACAGCCAAUGCAAUUGGUCCAGACUCCCGAUGGACAAACAUUUAUUUACCAGCCAGUGGCAGCUAGUGCCCAGCCUACUAUUGACCAGCAUCAGAUUAUACAUCAACCUACCAUGAUCAACCUGAAUGGUAAUUUAGUGCAAGUUGCAGGACUUAGUAAUGCAGUGCAGGCACAGCAGAUCGUCAACCAGCCAAACCCUGUAGGAUUAUUGAUGGUAAACAACAGUAAUGCUGGUGCAAGCACGUCUGUGUCAGAGGGUGCAUGCUCCUCAGCGGCCGGGUCUGAUGAAGAGCCACUUCUAUACGUCAACGCACGCCAGUACAAGCGUAUACUCAAGCGACGCGCCGCUAGAGCCAAGCUGCAUGAACAGGGCAAGAUACCUAAGGAAAGACCUAAAUAUUUACAUGAAUCCCGACACAGGCAUGCAAUGAACAGAAUUCGAGGUGAAGGCGGCCGAUUCCACUCUGGCAGCAGGAAGAAUAUGGAGAAUAUGGAACAACUCAGCGACGACCAGAAGAUGCUACAAGACAUCAAACCAGAUACUGUGUCAAUAACUAUCAUUCAGGAUGAUGAAGGCCAAGAGCAGCCCACACAGUGGAGGCGGUUAGCCCCGCAACAAACUCUCCAAUCGGCAUAGCAUUCGUCUGAUGAGGGCGAGGAAGACGACUCGGUGAUCGAGUGACUGGCACACUGAAAUGUGCCGAGUCUCGCCGUCAUUCAUUUUGGACAAAAUACUAUUCUACAUACAGUGAUAAGUGCUCAGUGUCCAAGAAAUACGCGUGACGAUCAUUCUGAUCAACAUUCCUACAAUAUCUAGGAAUAAACUACUUUAUAAAGGACUACUUAAAGGCUGAUGUGAAUAUACUUUGUAUGGUGCAGCCUGACCACGGAACCGACAGCGCCGCGCGGCAUACUUAGCACAAUCGACAUAUUUUGAUUAUUUGAGGGCGCCCUUAAGCUACUACAAAAGAAAGGACCGGGUGGAUUUUACUGAGUAUGAGUCUAACACUCCCUCGCUCUCCGUCCAGGGUGGAGAAACGAUUUAAUGAUGUUCCGCUCUCAAAAAAUGCUACUACAAUCGUCUUAAAGUAGUCUCAACUUCAGUCGCCACUACGCUGCGCUACACCGCGGUCGACUAGUUGAUUUCAUUCAAUUAAUUAUUUCUUCAUAUUUAUUCUUCUGCAAAAACAACAUUAAUAAGGUCCCAGUCCGCAUCCAUUAAGAAAGUGAGCCAGUUGUCUCUACUAAGUUUUAAACGCAAGGGGCGCGACGCUCGUUUUCACUUGGAGCACGCGGAAUAAUAGAGCGUAUAAUAAGUUUACUUUUGGAGGGAAGUUGUAGUUUUGUCGUUUUAUACGAACUUCCUCGAAGUACUUUAUGAAUUGAUUUUUUGUCGCUUGUAUAUAUUUAAUUAUUAAAAUGUAUGAAAACUACUGCAGUUGGGCAACGGUUUCCAGUGGUCAGGUUGCUAGAGGCUAGAUCAGUUUUAAUUCAAAUAUGAAAUAAAAGAAUACUAAGUGUCGUGAUUUCGGAAUUUUGUUAACCGUUUUGAUUCCUAAAUUAUGGUGUGAUCUGUUUUUAUGUGUUAAUGUUAAUGUAUUUAAAAGGGAUUUCUUUGUUUUAUGAUGAUCGUGUAAUAAUAUAUAGUUGACUAAGUUUAAAAAUAGAUUUUGAACCCAAAAACAAUAUUUUACGAUUUUAAGUUUUAACAAACUAAUAUUCAAUAUUUGUAAGUGGCCAAAGAGCUGGGUUUUCCAAUUACUUUACAGUUUCAGAUUUGAAAAAGUGUUUAGGCGAUUUGUGUGUAUUAUAUGUAAAUAUGUAUGUUAGUGAUAUUUUAUAGAUUACUGACAAAUUUUUAUAUGGCAAUUUAAGUACAAAAUAAACAUGCACUUCCAAAACUGGUUUUUAUUUAUUUAGGUAACAUUAAAUAAAUUAGCAAAGUAAAUGUUUUGAAAAUGUUUAUUAUAAAG
Spodoptera exigua (beet armyworm) is the source of this 2441-nucleotide messenger RNA. Lineage: Eukaryota; Metazoa; Arthropoda; Insecta; Lepidoptera; Noctuidae. The record is from the annotation of a GenBank genome assembly.